Molecule: messenger RNA, 2329 nt
Organism: Arabidopsis arenosa
Lineage: Eukaryota; Viridiplantae; Streptophyta; Magnoliopsida; Brassicales; Brassicaceae
Source: the annotation of a GenBank genome assembly
AGAGAGCAUUGGAUAGAGAAUUUUCUUGGGAAAGUAAUAGAAGAACGAAGACUAAGGAAGAAAAACUAAGAUCUGUUUAUAUUCGACGCGUCUUCUUCGUUCACCUAUAAGAGGGGAAGAAGGUGAUUUUUUUUGUUUAUUUGUUGUGGAAAUGGAUGAUGUUGCUGGUUUACAAGAGGCAGCUGGAACCAGAUUUAGCCAGUUUGAGUUAAUCGGAAGAGGAUCGUUUGGUGAUGUCUACAAAGCGUUUGAUACGAAGCUUAACAAAGAUGUUGCCAUUAAAGUUAUUGAUCUGGAAGAAUCAGAAGACGAGAUUGAAGAUAUACAGAAGGAAAUUUCAGUAUUGUCACAAUGCCGUUGCCCAUAUAUUACCGAAUACUAUGGUUCUUACCUUCACCAGACCAAGUUAUGGAUCAUCAUGGAAUAUAUGGCUGGUGGCUCAGUUGCUGACCUUCUUCAACCGGGUAAUCCAUUGGAUGAAAUUUCAAUUGCUUGUAUUACGCGCGACCUACUUCAUGCUGUUGAAUAUCUCCACGCUGAGGGAAAAAUCCACAGAGAUAUUAAAGCCGCCAAUAUUUUGUUGAGUGAGAAUGGUGAUGUUAAGGUCGCGGACUUUGGUGUUUCUGCACAAUUAACCCGGACAAUAUCAAGGAGAAAGACAUUUGUAGGAACACCAUUUUGGAUGGCACCAGAAGUGAUUCAGAACUCAGAAGGGUAUAAUGAGAAGGCAGAUAUAUGGUCUCUUGGAAUAACAAUGAUCGAGAUGGCAAAAGGAGAACCUCCCCUUGCUGACCUUCAUCCUAUGAGAGUGCUUUUUAUCAUUCCCCGGGAAAGCCCUCCUCAGUUAGAUGAGCAUUUUUCACGUCCUUUGAAGGAAUUUGUUUCGUUCUGCUUGAAAAAGGCUCCUGCUGAGAGACCAAGUGCCAAAGAACUUCUCAAACAUAGAUUUAUAAAGAAUGCUAGGAAAAGCCCGAAACUACUUGAAAGAAUAAGAGAGCGGCCAAAAUACCAAGUAAAAGAGGACGAAGAGAUUCCAACAAACGGUCCAAAAUCUCCCGUGGAAUCAUCUGGGACUGUUAGAGUGGCUGGAGAUGAGAGGGGCCAGGGAACUUCUGGAACUAGUUUUCAGGUAAAAACUGUCAGAAAUGCGGGGUGGGACUUUAGCUUUGGGGGUUCACAGGGUGCUGGAACUGUUCGAGCUUUAAAACCUCCACAAGCCAGGGAAAGGCGCCAAGAAGUUAGUUCUAAUCAGACUUCUCAAAAAACAUCACGAGCCAGUGGUAGUCAAUUGUCAUCCACUUUUGGUGUCCCUGAAAUCUCUGAAGGAGGUUUUAUUAAAAGAGAUUCUUAUCAGAAUGACUAUCAAGAAGAAGAUGAUUCAAGUGGUUCUGGAACUGUUGUCAUAAGAUCUCCGAGAAACUCUCAGUCAUCUUCAAUGUUUCGUGAUCAAAGCUCUGGGUCUGCCAACAGGUAUACGUCUUUUGAUGAUGCUUCUACAAGUGGAACAGUCGUUGUCCGUGGGCAGAAUGAUGAUUCUGGAUCACCUCGAACACCAAGAUCUAGACUAGGGCUUCAAGAAAGAAGUUCCAGUGCCUCAGAAGAUAGCAUCUCAAAUCUUGCAGAGGCAAAAUUAGCACUUGAAGCAGGAUUCAGAAGAGGGAAUGCUAGGGAAAAACUUGGAAAUGGGAAGGUUAACAAAAGAAGGGAACAAGCAACAGAUAAUUCUGAUUACUUGAGAAAUUCCCGCGAUCAUUCUGAUAAACAGAAACCAGUCAUAAGAUCACAACAAGUGAGUGAUGAUGAAGAUGACUCCAAAUUAGCAUCAUUGUCUGCAUCAUUGUCACUAUUGCUAUUACCAUCCCUAAAAGAGGCUGUUGGGGGUGACGACUCAAAAGGAUCUGUUGGACAUAGAGUUUCUAGAUCCUUAGUGAACAUGGAACGCGAAAAGCCUGGUUCUUCGGAAGCUUUUAUUGCCAAACUGAUCGAACAGUUGGGAAGUACAAAGGAAGUGUCAGUGAAAGAAGUGCAAGACAUGGCGAUCCGUGUGUUCGCUAAGACGAUGAACAAUGAUGCAGAGAACAAAAGAAAGCAAGCUAGCAAAGAAUUUAGUUCCAAUGCAAACUUUAGUCCACUUGCAAGAUUCUUAUUCUCAAGAUGGCUAGGUCAAACAUCGCGUGAUCUUAACCAAAGUUGAGACACGCACAGAAGACAGAACAUAAGAAUGUUGUUUGUGUGUCUUUUACAUUGAUUUGAUGCAUUGAAUUUUGGUAUUUAUGUGUAUAAUUUUUCAUCAGAAAAAAGGGUGUAUUUAUAAAAUUUUAAGUUUCUU